Cornus florida is the source of this 3403-nucleotide messenger RNA. Its product is annotated as protein-L-isoaspartate O-methyltransferase 1-like. NCBI's taxonomy places the organism in Eukaryota, Viridiplantae, Streptophyta, Magnoliopsida, Cornales, Cornaceae. Gene Ontology annotation, biological process: protein modification process. Bases 2173 to 3051 code for a protein of 292 amino acids. The transcript has 8 exons. Gene Ontology annotation, molecular function: protein-L-isoaspartate (D-aspartate) O-methyltransferase activity. The record is from RefSeq and is a predicted model, not a curated record. Gene Ontology annotation, cellular component: cytoplasm.
CAUAAUACAGCUCUCAACUCUCUCUCUCUUUCAAGGAUCUGAAGGCGCAACACUUGCAAGAUCUGAAAUACGAAUCUAACAAAGAUUUUGUAAGUUUUGAUUUCAUCACGAAAAUCUAUUCUGUAAAUGUUCUUUUUUGCUCUUGUCAGGGACAAAAGAUCGUAUUUCGUGAUCUUACAAUUUCAUUGAUUUUAUUUAAUUUUAGAAUUAGGUUUCUUUUAUAAUUUUUUGUAAAGAAUUUUCAUAAUAAUACAUUUGAAACUUGCCAAGAUUGGGUCAUUUGUACCUUCCAACACUCUGAAAAGAAGAUAAAGUAUGCACCAAUCCGGUGCCCAACUUCUGUUUUUUUUUUUUUUUUUUUUUUUUUUUUUUUUUUAUAUCAUGAUGUUAGCCUACUAGUUAGCCCAGAAUAUAUAUGACUUUACUUUUUCUUAGCAAAACCCGUGAUUAUUCUUUUUUUUUUUUUCUUUUUUCUUUUUCUUUCUAAAAAAGCAAGCGGUGAUUUUUAUAUUAUUUUCUAAAAAAAGGGUAGAUUUUUUUUUUUUUUAGAAUCAGCUUUCUUUUACUGAGUAUAAUUUUCUGGAGAGAGUUUUCUUUGUAUAUAAUUUUUACUUCUCCAGAGUUUUUGUUUAUAAAAACAUUGAACCAAACAUGAUUUUUAUUCAGCGUACUAGCUAGAUCUAUUGGUCAAAACUGAAACAAUUAUCAACCAGAAGCCUAGUUAGAUAGAUUUAUUGGUGUGAAACAAUUAUGACCUAAGUAAUGGACUUAUAUAUCAUUUUUUUUUUCAAAUAUGCCUGCAGCAAUGCCGUUGAUUAUUUUAUUAUCUUUUCUAUUUUUCUCUAAAAAAAAAGACCGGACCAGGCCUAUGACAUUGAAUCUCGGUCAAUGGUUACUUUUCCAAAUAUCAAGUUGCCUUAAACCAUUAUCAAAUUAAAAUUAUUACUAUUAUUUUUUUAAGGUUAAACCAGUAACAAUUUCCUAAUCCUAGUAAGAAACAUAUUAUUACUAAUUUCCAAGUACAAACCCAAUUCAACGCUCUUCUCUAUAUAAAAUUGUUGUUCUCGUUUUCUCUGUGCUUGUUUGUUUAUACACAAAAUUGCUCUCUUUUUCUCUCUUGUUUUUUUUUUUGUUUUGGGUUUACAUCUCUGAUCUGUUCAUCUUCUCCUCUUGCUCUCUCUUGGAUCUGCACACUUAUUUUUUAAAUUAUACAAAAAAAUAAAUAAAUAAAUAAAUAAAUAAAUAAAAACUGUAAAAGCAAUUUCCAUGGAGAAAACCACUGGACCCACCUCAAUGUGUUGUCCUGAAAACGCAAGUGAGAAGGUCAAUAAAGGAGGGUUGUGUUUGGAGGAUUGCAUUAGUGGACUUCCCGAUGUCGUACUUGUUUCAAUAUUGUCACUAUUGACAAUGAAAGAAGCUGGAAGAACUAGUCUCCUAUCAAAGAGAUGGAGGUUUAUCUUAAUAGGGCUAAAUUUCCCGUAUUUAAUAAACUCAAGCGACUGAAGUUGAUAAUUGAUGCAAGAGAUGAAGAAAGCCUUGUGGGUUUUGCUUCUCUGAUAGAGGCAUGUCCUUUCUUGUCUAAAUUUGUGUUGGAGCUGCGAGUCGUAUGGGAAAAUAAAACAAGGGAAGUUUACAUCUCGGCCCCAUCAUUACCUUAAGGAGGUGGAACUAAUUGGUUUUGUUGGGAGUAUAAAUGAUGUUGAGCUUGCCAUGUAUUUAAUUAAGAGUGGUGUGAAUCUUGAGAAGUUUACUUUUGAUCCUCGCUAUCCAUAUCAUAUAGGAACUGUUUGGGAGUUCAUGGAGACCAAGAGGAAAAAAGCAGCGAGAAAGAGGACCAAGAAGCUUGGAAAGAAACUUCCUGUUGGAGCAGAUUUGAUAAAUCCUUUAAUUAUAUCAUGUUUGUAUAAGUUAUCCUUGGGAAAAGGCCAUGUACAUAUAUGGAAAGUUAUAUGCACCAGAAACAGUCACGCUUUUAAUCAGGCCCCACCUGGUGUUGGAUUAAUUGCAGCUGAGUAGAUUUUGGUUCCUUGAAGUGAUUUGGACCCAACCAUAUGGGCCAAAGAGAAGAGGCCCAGAAGUUGCACACGUGUGGAUGUAUGAGUCGAGUGUGACUAUCGCGCGUGUGAGUAAGAGAUGGCAGAGCCAAUGUAGAGAGAAGUUGCGAGAAAGAAAAUGCGGACCUCAGUAAUAGCGUAUGGUUGCCGCUAUUGUGCGCCUUUAAAGCCCCACUUGUUAAACUUCACUCUCCACCGUCGUCUCCCUCUUCCACCACCACCUCUCGCCGCCUUCUCGGCCAAAUUCUCUUCCUGCAGUCUUCAUAACCCUAAACUCUUCACGGGAAACUCUCUGUUCCUCAGGAUGGAGCGGUUCUGGACUGGAAGUGGCAUCAAUAAAAACAAAGAAAUGGUGGAGAAUUUACAGCAUUAUGGAGUGUUUAAGUCAAAGAAGGUAGCAGAGAUAAUGAAUACUAUUGAUAGGGCUCUGUUUGUACCUGAUGGAACCCAAGCCUAUGUUGACACCCCCAUGCAAAUUGGUUACAAUGCCACUAUCUCCGCACCUCAUAUGCAUGCCACAUGCCUUCAAUUGUUGGAGGAAAAUUUGCAGCCUGGCAUGCAUGCUUUGGAUGUUGGUUCAGGAACGGGGUAUUUGACGGCAUGCUUUGCGCUUAUGGUUGGACCACAAGGCCGUGCAGUUGGUGUUGAACAUAUUCCUGAGUUGGUCACUUCUUCAAUUGAGAAUAUCCAGAAAAGUGCAGCAGCUCCGUUACUGAAAGAAGGUUCCCUCUCUGUGCAUGAUGGUGAUGGAAGGCUUGGCUGGCCAGAGUUUGCACCUUAUGAUGCUAUUCACGUCGGAGCAGCAGCACCAGAAAUCCCUCAAGCACUUAUCGAUCAGUUGAAGCCUGGAGGCAGAAUGGUGAUUCCAGUUGGGAACAUAUUCCAGGACCUAAAGGUGGUUGAGAAGGACCUGGACGGUUCAGUCAGUAUCCGAACUGAGACCUCUGUUCGUUACGUUCCUCUUACAAGCCGAGAAGCUCAGUUGCGGGGCUAUUGAGGCGCUCGGAUGAUCCUUCAACUAUAUGCCUGGAAAUCUCUGGGUUCGCAGUGUAGAAAUCACUCUUUCUUUACUAGUGCACUUGAAGUUCUUUAUCUCUGUACAGAUAAUGCUGUUACAUCUUUUGAAGUGCUCAAUAGCACAAUAAGUUUAGAACUAAUGAGAUUGCAUGGCAUAGACCUCUGAUAAAUCAUACAUUUGUUGGAAACUGAAUGAAGAAAAUUAGUAGAAAAGGCUGGUCUGUAGAAAAUAUAUGCCUUGUGGUUUAUUUGAAGAGCAAGGAACAAGAGUACAAUUGAAGUUCUUUCUAUGGAUAAAUGCUACUUCAUCUUGUAUAAGUGCCUAAAAAGAA